AUGGCAGGCCAGCCCUACAACUUCGCGCCCGAUCGCGUCACCUCGCCUUUUGACCGUCGUCCGCAGAGCCCCUUCACUUCCGGCCAGCCACCCUCUUUCAAGACAAACAUCAACCGCAACAAGACGCGCAAGUGGGUCGAAGCCAAGGCAUACAACUACGACGGCGACGACUGGGGCGACUAUGACGAGGACGACGAGUACGGAGUCGCCGCCCAUGCUUCUACCGCCCCCCAGCCGCCCGCGGCCUUCCGCAAGCGCGGCCUGAGCAUCGGCAAGAAUGGCCAGCCUCGCAGCUUCACCGAGCCCAGCGUGGCCCCCGGAGAGCCCUCGUCCGCUCGUCGCAACUCUUUCGAACAAGGCGACGAAAAGCGAGCCUUUUCCGCUUCCAACGCCAUGCCGCAAUCCCCUCCGCGCAUCAACACGACCGUUCUUGGCGGCGACGUCCAGCCCUCGGCCAAUACCAUGACUGUCAGCCCCAGCGUUUAUUCGCCCGCUACACCCGCCACAGGCCCCUCCACCCACCACCAACCCCCGCAUGACGCCACGUCACAGAGCCGCCAGUCAAGCUGGAACCAGUCGGUAGCUAGCGACUCGUCCCUCUUUAUGGAUCCUCACCAGCGUCGUGACUUCGAACAGUCUUUCCUGCCGCAGCCACUGCAGAUGCGCGGCGCAUCGCCUGCGCCCACCAGCGCCCCCGACCCGGCUGCCGCGCAGCACUUCCCUCCCCGCAAGAGCAGCCUCAGCUCGCCCACCGAUCAGCGAAGGCCGUCUUUCCCCCAGUCAGGUUCGUCCUUUCAACAGAUGUCUCCUUCAUCUGCCCCAACCCCCGCAAGCCCAAGUAAGAUUGUGCGCCCUGCAGAUAUCUACAAGCGACUGGAAGAGACGCGUCAGCGUGAGAGGGAAUCUAUGGACUCAGACAGGCCGUCUUUGGACGGUCUGACCAGCCCCGUCGAGGACCAGCGUGGCCAAGAGCGAGGCAGGCCACUGCGCACCUCACCGCUCGAGACGGUCGCCGAGCGCAAGAGCGAAUAUCUGCCCGAGUUUUCGCUCAACGAGCCGGAACCCCAGGCGCAGACCGCUCAAGCCCCGGCGCCCGUCGCGAGCUCUGAGGGCUCAUUACCAGCUCUCCUUCCCCCCGUCAGGCCUGUGUCUAAUUUUGAUACUGAUUUCUUGCGUUCUGCAGACACUCACGACGCCUCGCAAGCGUCAAGCACUCAAGCAACAAACACUCCCGAGAUCCUUGCGCAAGCAAACAGGCAGCUGCCCGAGCCAGAGGUUGGGCCGACGGGCGACGCCCAAUUACAGCACCAGCCGUCGCUCGGAUUUAGGUCCGCGGUCCGCGACGCUUUCUACCGGCCCGAUGACAACUCGGUCCCCCCAACGCCGAUUUCCAAAACCGACUCUCUCGGUACCGGCGCCUCCGAGGUGACGAGAAGUGACACUACCAGCACGGCUGGCAUCAGUCCGAUCAUGAGCAGGGUCCCUAGCGGAGCGCGUCCUGGGGGCAAGAAAGGAAAGGAACCGGAUUAUUCCCACCCCUCUAUUGCCGAGGAACCGGGCUCAAGGCCCGUAUCGAUUGGAACUAUCCGUCAGGUCAAUCGCAAGCCCUCGCCAUCGACGUACAAUCCCGAAACGGUGCCCAGAGUUUCUACACCGACUGGACGCCGGAACCUGGGGACGCCAAGUCCCAGCCAUAGCCCUGCGCGGUCACCUGCCAUUGCGCCCGCACAAAACCUUCCAGAGCCAGAAGCCGCUGACCUUGGAAUGGCCAGCCCAGCAGAUGCGGACCCGGCGAGCCCGAAAAACUUUCUCACAAGAGAGGCGGAUCUCGCGUCUCCGUCGCGGAGCUCCGGACGCACGAGCCAAGACGCGGGGGCCGAGUUGCGGCAUGCGCAGACGUCAUUCCUUGAGCACCGUCAAUCACUCUCCUUGGACACAUCCGCCCCCACAUCACCGAUCUCCGCGUCUGAAUCACCCACCAAGGGUCGCGUUCGCGACAUUGCUAACAGGCUCAACGCUGACUCGAGGAGAAACUCGACGCAGUCGGUCACAUCCGUGAAGAGCAGUGGCUCUGGUAGCAAGCUCCAUAGGUCGCGCUCCACGUCGCCCGUCAAGCGGCUGCCAAAUGAUGCGCGCCCAAAGCCCGAAAGAGCCAGCACAUUCAGGCCACAACUGCCGGGUACCUGGGAAUCGUUUAACACGUCGGUGUCGGAUCCGGCUACGCCAAGUGAGGCAAAGUCUGAACUUGAUCUUAGGACUCCAGCGCGCCCGGCUUCUACCAAGACUGGACAAGGGCCGCUUGAGGAGACAGACAUCACUCCUACCACGAGCAAGCGGCCGCUCGACCACAAGGAUGCGGUCGACCCUGCCGCCAAUCCGAUGGGGGCUCUGGCAGCUGCGGGUGCCGCCAUGGGCGAGGCGCUCAAAUCAGCUGUGGGAGCCGGUGAGAAGUCGGAACCGCAGUCUUGGGAGAACUCGGCUGCGUCUUCGGCUGAGAACUUGCCUGUCGAGGAGGAAAAGAAAGACAGAUCCGUUGGUGAUGUCUACCUUCGUCCGCUCCAAUUGGAUCGCAAGGCUUCCUCCAUCGAGUCGGACAGCAGUGUCCCGCCUUCACCUCCGGCCGACGAACAACAGACGCCAUCAGUUGAAGAGGAGAUCCGGAUGCCGUUGCCCCUGAAGUCGAGAGAGCCUUCGGUCCACUCUGAAGGUGAAUUCCUGUCGGCGAGACGUCCCGACAUCGUCACGCAGCUGAGCACGGAGCCUGCUUCGUAUGACACCGAGAGUGACAGGCUGCGGAAAGAAAUUGUCGCUCGUCUCAGCACCCCGAGUUUGGCUUCCGAAAAUGCCGAGGGCGCCCGCGCCCUAUCACUCUCGGCGCAGGCUGCCGGCCCGGAAGGGCGUACGGCCUCUCCGAACAACCGAGUGAGCAUCGCCAUCCCUACCGAAUAUGGCGAUUACUGGGCCCGUUACGGCGACGAUGAUUCGCUCGACCGGAUGCCAACGCACGACUCCACUCAUUCGGCUGCAGCUGCCCCUGAGCACACCGUUCGCCCAACCAUGCCUGACAGAUCCAAGACUUCCACUGGCUCUGAAAGUACUGGCGCUCACAACCCCUUGGUCAAGCGGUUCAGCUGGGAACAAGACUCCGCAGCGACUACGCCUUCGGCUGGUGCUGCACCGAGAGUCACACUCCCGACAACUGAGUUACCCGCUGCUAGCAAAUCACCUCCCACCAAUCAAUCAAGCCAAGAACCUGACCGAUCUGGAAAUAGAGCAUCCAUCGCCCAAGCCAUCGCCGAAAUGCCGGAUGGCCGCCCGAUAUCCGCUGACGGACUGCAUAUUAUCAAUCCGGAACCUGAAUCCGAUUCUGAUGUCGCCGAACUCGAGGCUCCGGCUGCACCGGCCCAGCCACACCAACCUCCUGGAGACCUCUCCCUCGCGGCAAGCCUGGAGCCCGCGCUUUCUGCCACCCAGACGCCACCGCCUGCCUCGCCGGCCCCGACGACGCCGCAAGCCAAGGUUCCACUGUUCCGUGAGAUCCUUGCCCUCAAGUCUUGCGAUGAGCGGGUCGCCAAGUACAACGAGACGCGCGAGCAAUUCGCCAACAUGGAGACCGGUUUGCGCAAUUGGAUCUCCUCCACGUUGGAGAAGAAGCCUGAGCACUCUCACCUCAUCAGCCUACCCACGCAACCGCUGCCACCGCUCACGAGCGGCGGCGGUGGAGGUUUGGGCGGCAUGAGGCACAAACACAACAAGUCCCUGACGACGGGCCUGCGCAAGGGCAGCGGCAUGCAGGGGCAAUUUCUUGACUCUAGCGCGGCGAACAGUGCGGGUUCGCCCACGGGCCAGCAGGUCACGAGCCCGGGUGCUCCCGCCAACAAGAUGCAGUCGAAGGGUAAAGACUUGCUGAAGGGCGCGGGAGUGCUGGGCGGCAAGGGAAUGAAGGAGGCGAGAGGGUUCUUUUCCAAGGGCAGGAGCAAGUGGAGGGGCAGCGGGGCUGACAGCAAGGUAGAUUGA
Molecule: messenger RNA, 4017 nt
Organism: Aplosporella prunicola CBS 121167
Lineage: Eukaryota; Fungi; Ascomycota; Dothideomycetes; Botryosphaeriales; Aplosporellaceae
Exons: 2
Coding region: 1-4017 (1338 amino acids)
Source: RefSeq, a predicted model, not a curated record